Acanthisitta chloris (rifleman) is the source of this 869-nucleotide messenger RNA. RefSeq names its product peroxisomal biogenesis factor 10 (gene PEX10). The record is from RefSeq and is a predicted model, not a curated record. Gene Ontology annotation, biological process: protein import into peroxisome matrix. The transcript is spliced from 5 exons. Gene Ontology annotation, molecular function: zinc ion binding. Lineage: Eukaryota; Metazoa; Chordata; Aves; Passeriformes; Acanthisittidae. Gene Ontology annotation, cellular component: peroxisomal membrane. The annotation marks the transcript as partial.
GUGCCAGGAGGUGGCUGGAGUGGAGGAGAGAGGUUGAGCUGCUCUCCGACGUGGCUUACUUCGUCCUUACCACGCUCUCAGGUUACCAGACACUGGGUGAGGAGUACGUGAGCAUUGUCCAAGUAGACUCAUCCAAGAAGAAGAUUCCUUCCUUGCUCCGACGAGCCGUCUUCAUCUCCCUGCACACCGUGGUGCCCUACUGCCUGGAGAAGGCUCUGCUGCACCUGGAGCAUGAGCUGCAGGUGGAAGGGGAUGACUCCAGGACCUCCCAGAGCACCCCAGGACUCGGUCCCAGCAGGAGCCUGUGGCGCAGCUGGGUGCAGAGGCAGGUUGGGGAGCUCACAGAGCAGCAGAAGAAAGCAGCAUCCCAAGUGGUGUACAUGCUCAAGCAAUCCAUCCCUGUGCUGCACCGGCUGCACCUGGCAGUGUUCUACAUCUCUGGCACCUUCUACCACCUCUCUAAGAGGGUCACAGGGAUCUCAUACCUGCACUUUGGAGGGCUGCAAGGAGAAGAUCAGAGCAUCCGGUCGAGUUAUAAGGUCCUGGGAGUGAUUUCUCUCUUGCACCUGCUGCUCACUGUGGCUGUGCAGGUUCACAGCUUCAAGCAGAGGCAGAGAGCACGGCAGGAGUGGAAGCUGCACCGCAGCCUCCCCCACCAGAGGCACACGAGCACGGACAGAGCCCCUGGGAGACAGUCACGCUGCACACUGUGCCUGGAGGAGAGGAGACACAGCACAGCCACCCCCUGUGGGCACCUCUUCUGCUGGGAGUGCAUCACUGCCUGGUGCAACACCAGGACAGAAUGUCCACUGUGCAGAGAGAAGUUCCACCCUCAGAAGCUGAUCUACCUACGGCACUACCAGCUGUGA